Episyrphus balteatus (marmalade hoverfly) is the source of this 1292-nucleotide messenger RNA. Its product is annotated as pickpocket protein 28-like. Gene Ontology annotation, biological process: sodium ion transmembrane transport. Gene Ontology annotation, molecular function: ligand-gated sodium channel activity. Bases 440 to 1276 code for a protein of 278 amino acids. Gene Ontology annotation, cellular component: membrane. The record is from RefSeq and is a predicted model, not a curated record. The transcript is spliced from 4 exons. NCBI's taxonomy places the organism in Eukaryota, Metazoa, Arthropoda, Insecta, Diptera, Syrphidae.
CUAUUGGGAAGCAAUAUCACAAACAUGUCAACCAAGAGUUGUCUCAAGUUCUUAUGGAAACAUUUUUGCCAAUUCAUCAGAUUUAAUCAAAGCAAUAACGAAGGCAGCUCCAACUUUAGAGGAAACAUUUGCCGAAUGCUAUUGGAAACGUUCAAAUAUCAAUUGUGAAGAAAUUUUUGAUUCGAUUUUAACCGAAGAAGGAAUCUGUUUUUCAUUUAAUUCACUUAAAUCUUCCCAAUAUCGGACUGAAUUGUACAAUUCCCGGAAAAAGGACUUUAUCGGUAACAAAUACGACAUUAACCAACAUUUAGAUUGGGAUCUAGAAAAUGGUUACAACGAACAAGCUGAUGCUGAUACUUUUCCUGUUCGAGCUUUAGGAGCUGGUGCUCAAGAAAGUCUUAUUGUUUUUUUGACAAAUAGAAAAGAAGAUGAAGAACAAAUGUGUCGAAAUGCUUUACAAGGCUUCAAAGUCACACUGCACACUCCUGGAGAAGAACCACAAGUGUCAAAGAAGUUUGUCGAUAUUCCUUUUGAUCAAACAGUUUUGUUAGCUGUGAAGCCUAGACUUGUAACGACUUCUGAUGGAUUGAGACAUUAUCAGCCUGAAAGGCGACAAUGCUACUAUCAAAAUGAACGAUAUUUAAGGUAUUUCAAAGUCUAUAACCAAGUCAACUGUCAAUUGGAAUGUUUGGCAAAUCAAACCCUUGCCAAAUGUGGAUGUGUUAAAUUUUCAAUGCCCAGAAAUUCAUCUCAUCCAGUUUGUGGAGCUGAUAGUAUCAAAUGCAUGGAUGACGUCAUCGACCAUAGCAGCACCAUGAAAUUCAAAUUAGAACGAAAUCCAAAUCAAUUUAAUAAUUUAAGUAGUUUUUGUCAUUGUUUACCAACUUGUAUUGAAAUUGAAUAUAAAGCAGAGCUGGAACAUCAAGUUGCAAUUGAUGUAGUUGGGACAGCUAGAGCUUUUAGAGAAGAUCGAAUGGGUGAUGAUAUUUGGAGCACUCGAGUAACGCAACUAAGUAUUAAUUUCAAAGCUGAUGUCUUUAAUGGACUAAAACGUUCCGAAUUGUAUAGUUGGACAGAUUUUAUAGCAAGUUGUGGUGGAUUGUUGGGACUUUUUAUGGGUAUAUCGAUUUUGAGUUUGGUGGAAUUUGUAUAUUUUUUUACAAUAAGAUUGUGGAGGAAAUUGAGGCAAACGAGGAGAAAACAACGAAGAUUGUCGAAGAAGAAACGAAGUUUGAAUAAAGAUGAUAGUAGUAGGGAACAAAGUGCCAAAAUUUAAUAAAUUAAUAAAAAAU